Molecule: messenger RNA, 978 nt
Organism: Setaria italica (foxtail millet)
Lineage: Eukaryota; Viridiplantae; Streptophyta; Magnoliopsida; Poales; Poaceae
Exons: 3
Coding region: 120-581 (153 amino acids)
Source: RefSeq, a predicted model, not a curated record
AACCCCCCACCCUGCUUCCUCUCUUCUCUUCAGCACUUCCUUCCUCCUAUCUAGCUUGCCACUGAGAGCACAUUACACACAAAUAACCAACCACAAGCGACCAAUCGAAGUCUCACACCAUGAGCCGCAGAAGAACUAGUGCAAAGAGUCUUCUUGCACUUGUCCUGCUCAUCAUCGUCUCCUUGCUCACUCUGCACGCCCCCAUCGCCUUUGCUCGCCACGUUGUCGUGCUGAACCCAAACGAUGGAGUGAACAACAGAGGAGAUAGUAAGAACCUUUCAAAGGUGCUGGCCUCGGCGUCGACCGAUGAUUCUGCUGCCAACAAGGGAGUAUUCUCAGGGAGGAAGCUUGGUGCGGCGAACAAGGAAGAAGGAAUAACCAAAGCCACCACGGGAGCGACGGCGACGGCGACGGCUUCAGCGGGCUCGCGGCCGCGGACGGUGAAGAUGCGCGCGGCGUGGAAGCACGGCGACGCGGCCGCCGAGAUGUACGACAUGCUCCGGCGGGACUACGCGUGGAAGGCGAGCCGCCGCCGACCGAUCAACAACGGUGCCACGCGGUUUCAGGUGAAGAAGCCCUAGACAUAGCUGAGCUUCUCCCGGGCACUUGGGCCUGGGGCAUCAUGGCUAGUUCGAUCGGUACAUAUACUAGUAGUUAGAGAGCUAGCUUAGCAGCUCCUUCAGGGGUUUAGUUGCUAGUCCUAGGUGAUUAGGAGGGCCGAGAGGGUCAGUGUACUUAGUUGCCCAUACGGAAUAAUGCCAUCCGGCCAGACUUAAUCUAGCCUCCAAGCUGGAACAACCUGUUUAGCCCUGACUGCAAUAGCAUGAAUCAUGUUCAUGUUUGUGCAGAUGGGCAAUUUUGUCAUUGGUGUUCAUGCUUGAGGAUAGAUACCAUGUAGUAUAUACAUCUGCACCAGUAUCAGGUUUUGCAGGUGUUUGUAACAGAUUCAGUGAUUUACAUAUGUGUUUGCACCAAUUU